UUGGCCAUUUCACAUAGCUACAAGAACUGCGUGAGUAAAUUUUUGUGUCGUAAGUGUUACAAAAAACACAAUACUCUGAUACACAGAGAAUCCAGCUUUCGACCUGAAUCAACUCCGGAAAUGCCAAACGUCACUAGUUCGAACCCUGAAAACGCUUCAAGUACCGAACUUCCCACCCAAAGCACAAAUACAAAUCGGCAAUCCUACACAACAACUAUACAGUCCACUAAAUCAUCAACCCAAGACCCACCCAACCCAAGUAGGAAGCAGAUAUUACUCGGUACUGCAAUGGUUCAAAUAGAACAUAAUGGCCAGCGAUAUUCUGCGAGAGCUCUUAUUGAUUCAAGAUCGGAAGCCACAUUUAUAUCUCGAAGACUUCAGAGAAGUUUGGAUAUACCCACCCACUCUGUAUCAGCCCAAGUGACCGGACUAAACAAUGCAGUUUCAGCAACAACAACGAGUAUUUGUGAAAUCACGCUUUGCUCACUCUUAAACACAACUGAUAGUUUACCCUCAUACCCCAUAGAUCCAAAGCAGUGUCUUAAAAAUCUUGGAUUCACGUUAGCCGACACCCAAUUUCACAAACCCAGACCCGUGGAUAUACUAAUCGGUAGUGAUAUCUAUCCUAGUAUUUUACUCAAUGGAGUAAAGCGAAAUAUACUAGGUUCACUCUUAGCUCAAGAGACAGAAUUCGGAUGGAUAUUGUCCGGACCCAUAACCCAACCCUCCCAAAAUUCCGCCAUAAUCCCGUUUCACAAUAAAGUGAACCCUGAGAAUCUACUCACACGUUUUUGGGAGGUGGAGAAAAUCCCAAAGGAAUCCGUAGUUUCCAAAUCGGACCAAAUUUGUGAGGAAAUUUUCCAAAAAACUAACCAUCGUAAUCCAGAUGGGCGCUAUAUAGUAACCCUACCCUUCAAAGAACCCGACAAUAUUGAUAUCGGAUACUCUAGACAUAUAGCGUUGGCCCAAUUCCUCAGAAAUGAACGAGCUUUACUUAAAAAACCCGAAGUGAAAGCAGAAUAUGACAAAGCAAUUAUGGAAUAUUUGGAACUCCGACAAAUGAAGAAAAUAGAAUAUGACCCUUCUGUUAAAGCGACCCAAUAUUACUUACCACACCACGCAGUCAUUAAACCUGAUCGUAUAACCACGAAAUUGCGUGUGGUAUUUUAUGCAUCUUGUCCCACGUCAAAUAACAAAAGCUUAAAUGACGUCUUACAUAUCGGGCCUACUUUACAGAAAGACCUUGUCAUUCUGAUCACAAAUUGGCGACUCUUCCAAUUUGUUUUUAUUGCGGAUAUUCAGAAAAUGUACCGGCAAAUACUCGUAGACCCUAAUCACACUCUGUUCCAAAGGAUAUUAUUUAGGAAGUCCCCGGAAGACACAAUAGAAGACUUUGAAUUGCAAAAAUGUCAGAGUUCACAAAUGCCUUUGCCUUAUUUAUGGCAAUGCCUUGAGUUCAUUAUUGCAUGGCAACUCUUUUCAAUGCGCAACAGAUGUCGAACUUGUGCAUCGUUUUCGUUUUUGAUGCUUAUGGUUUUUUUGGCGUUCGAAAUGACGGAAAUAUUAUGCGAAAAGAAGUGGAGUCACGAGAGGAAGAAGCUCCUUAUAGAAGUACGUUUGCGACAUGAACCAGAAUUUAGUGCAAAGAAGAAAAAAAGGAAUAUAAUUUGGGAACAAAUAAUGCGGGAGAUUCGGGAUGUUGAAAGCACAUUUCCAUUUUCUAAAGAUGAAGCGACUAGAUGUUUUAUCAACAUAAUGGGCACGUAUAAAAGAAUCAAGAAACGUACGAAACACAUCUGGUGAGAGUUCUACAAACUGGGAAUUUUUAGAUGCCUUAGACGAGGUCUUCGGCAGCCGCAGUAGCGUUCUUGUGCCAAGUGAAAUGGUCGAAAGUUCACUUCAUAAUUUAAUAGAAGAUUUAACAAGUGAUGGCCCUUCGACACCGACCAAUAGCCACUCGACAAUGAACUCAGAUGCGACACCUGCAGAUAUUACAACUCCAAGGUGUGUAAUAAAACGAAAACGUUGCGAAGUUCUGGAUUUUUUGAAUAAAAAAUCUGAGGCAGAUGCUAAAAUUAUGAAGAAACUGCUGGACCUGGAGACAGAAAAAAUUGCGGUGGAAAAAGAGAAAGUAGCUGAGUUAAAGGAAAUUCGUACCUUAUUCCAGAGAUUUGUAGAAAAUUCACAAUAAUUUUAAUUUGUUUACUCUAAUCGGCUGAAGUCUUUUUAAGUUGAAUUAAAACCAAAUAUCAAUGCAAUAAAUUUAUUGUUAUUAAUUGAAUUCAAUAAAACAUGUUAAAACAAAAU
Molecule: messenger RNA, 2307 nt
Organism: Bactrocera neohumeralis
Lineage: Eukaryota; Metazoa; Arthropoda; Insecta; Diptera; Tephritidae
Exons: 2
Coding region: 121-1803 (560 amino acids)
Source: RefSeq, a predicted model, not a curated record